UUUUUUCAUCCUUCAAUGGCCGAUUCUUUGUGUGUUCCAUUGGCCGCCAAGCCUCAUUCUUCUUUGGUUUUACGAAACUCCUUUCCCCCUUCUCGUGUUUUUACUCCCAAGUCCUCCUCUUUGCCUUUGAAAGGGUGCGAGAAGAAGUUUAACGUGUUACCUGUGAGUCAGAACUCGCGCGUUUCACUCUCCCGUCGUGCCGGACCGGUUCGCGCUCUUGACUCCGACGUUCCGCACCCGCUUCACAAGGGAUCAGUGAAUGUUGAGAGUAGGAAGGGCUACGAUGAAUGGGAUUCAUGGACAGCGAAGUUUGCCGGAGCGGCGAAUUUGCCAUUUUUAUUGCUCCAAUUGCCUCAGAUCAUCCUCAACGCCCGCAAUCUUAUGGCAGGGAAUAAGACUGCCCUCCUGGCCGUACCAUGGCUGGGAAUGUUCACCGGUUUGCUUGGAAACCUUUCAUUGCUUUCUUACUUCGCAAAGAAAAGGGAAACGGAGGCAGCUGUGGUGCAAACACUAGGAGUGAUAUCGAUAUUUGUGGUGAUUACUCAGCUUGCCAUGGGAGCAGCUAUGCCUCUACCUCAAUACGUGGCCACGGCUGUUGUUGUGGUUGCUGGACUCAUUUUAAAUUUUUUGAAUUACUAUGGUAUGCUCAACAAGACCAUCUGGAAACUUUGGGAAGACUUUAUGACUGUUGGUGGAUUUUCAGUGCUUCCCCAGAUAAUGUGGUCCACAUUUGUUCCAUACAUACCCAAAAGCAUUAUGCCGGGGACAAUAGCAUUUGUUGUGGCUGUAGCUGCUGUAACUCUGGAACACACUGGAAAACUUUCCGAGAAAGGUGCCAAAUUCGUAGGAUCUAUUUCUGGAUGGACGGCAACACUUCUUUUUAUGUGGAUGCCUAUUUCACAAAUGUGGACAAAUUUCCUGAACCCUGAGAAUAUAAAAGGCUUGUCAGCUUUUUCAAUGGUGCUGGCUGUGCUUGGAAAUGGACUUUUGAUUCCACGUGCACUAUUUAUUCGUGAUUUGAUGUGGUUCACCGGUUCGGUUUGGGCUACAUUCUUUUAUGGAUAUGGGAAUAUUGUGUGCUUUUACUUUUUCAACACCAUCAGCCGGGAAUUCUUCUGGGCCGCGACAGUCGGGUUAAUAGCAUGGAUAGGAAUGACAUUUUGGAAAGAUUCCGCCGUGCAUGGAUAUAACUCGCCAAUAAGAUCUUUGAAAGAGAUGGUUUUUGGAUCAUAAGUUGAAGCCAGAUAUGAAAAUGACAAUGUCAUGAGUUCCGACGACGACACGAAAUACUCCUUGCCAAGAUCCCAAGUAUGCUGCCACAGUCUUCCAACUAAAGAGGUACCUACCGGAUAAUAGUAUGUUCUUUAUCUUAAAAACCAUUGGUUUCAUUUGCAAAGAUAAUUGGAAUAGUCAAUGGUAACUAGUAUUGUAAUAAAUUAGUACCAAGGAUAGAUAAAUCCGCAGUUCAAAUUAUGGGGAACUGCUGUCCAGUCUGUAGAGGUUGGUCAUAAAAUGAUGACAUGUGGUGUAUAAUGCAGAACUUUAGUUGAUAAUAAAGAUCACCCCUAAUAUUGA
Molecule: messenger RNA, 1575 nt
Organism: Hibiscus syriacus
Lineage: Eukaryota; Viridiplantae; Streptophyta; Magnoliopsida; Malvales; Malvaceae
Product: maltose excess protein 1, chloroplastic-like
Exons: 9
Coding region: 16-1233 (405 amino acids)
Cellular component (GO): chloroplast envelope
Molecular function (GO): maltose transmembrane transporter activity
Source: RefSeq, a predicted model, not a curated record